UUAAAUACCGCGACCAGUACGACGGGGCCAGCACUGUCUCUCAGUCCGGGCGUUCCUUCUGUGCUGCUAUUCCACAGCGAUAUUCCACAGCUUGUCUGGAGCGGUUCUUUUGUGUUUUUUUUGUGUGACAAGGACGGAGCGAGAAGAUCAGACGAUGGAUUUGCGGGGCGUUCUGCGAGGACCGUGGGUGGUCGUGCUCCUGCUGUUUUCUUUCGUGCCGUCGGAAGGACAAGCCCCUCCCUCCACGGAGAACCUCGUCCUGUUCCCUCCCGGUCGGCCAAGCAAGGACAACCUCCCGGGCAUCUGCAACAACGGGCUCCAUCGCCCUCCCUACCGGCUCGACUCCCUGCCCACGCCUGGGUACAGUUACCUGCGGCGCCAAGCGACGGCCGUCAACAACCUGGAGGAGCUGUACCGGGGCUGCUGCAGGAGCUACGGGACUCAGGACGACGCCCUGACCCUGAAAUGCGCGCAGGGAGCGUGGGAGACGGCGCUCUCUGAAUUCUGCGAGGAGGAGUACUCUGUGAAGACCAGGUUCUACCACUGCUGCCAAAACGACGUCGAUUUCGGCUGCUUCGAGAAGUGGGCCCCCAAUCCGUCCUACCAGCACCCGGUGCCCCAAAAACAGACGUGAGUGCAUUCGCUGAAUUGUGGCGUUUUGGCGCCACCUCCAGGUCAUCUCAGGCAUGGAAACUGUGGCUGUAAGAUUUCUUCCGGAUCCACUGGCAGAAGACUAAGCAUCCCUUUACACACAAUUCUAGUAACACUGAUUUCUAUAAACUGGGCAUAUCAAACAUAACUCACUUUUAAUGGGCUGAUAUAAUUGGUAUAUAAGCUAUAAACUAUCUGAAUAUAUUGUGGGGGAAAAUCACUGAGAUUCAAAUGGAAUUAUUGCAGGUAUUAUUUUUUCAAAACUUUUUUUUCUUCUACUAUAUUAUGCUGCCACUUGUUUUUCUUCUUUUACAUUUUCCUUUUUAGUUGGUGCAAAAGUGAAAAUGUACUUUCAACAUGUAAAAAUAAAGUCCUGAAAGUAACCCAGUACAUACAAUAUGCUUGACCAACACUAUGUACUCUUAACAGACAUGAAAAUAAACAUAUGAUAUAAACAACAAUAA
This is a messenger RNA of Anguilla rostrata (American eel), 1115 nucleotides long. RefSeq names its product extracellular matrix protein 1a (gene ecm1a). Gene Ontology annotation, biological process: regulation of bone mineralization; signal transduction. Bases 155 to 634 code for a protein of 159 amino acids. NCBI's taxonomy places the organism in Eukaryota, Metazoa, Chordata, Actinopteri, Anguilliformes, Anguillidae. The record is from RefSeq and is a predicted model, not a curated record. Gene Ontology annotation, cellular component: extracellular region. The transcript is spliced from 4 exons.